Helianthus annuus (common sunflower) is the source of this 699-nucleotide messenger RNA. Its product is annotated as glucan endo-1,3-beta-glucosidase 13. The coding region runs from base 64 to 456 and encodes 130 amino acids. The transcript has 4 exons. Lineage: Eukaryota; Viridiplantae; Streptophyta; Magnoliopsida; Asterales; Asteraceae. The record is from RefSeq and is a predicted model, not a curated record.
UAACCCUCAUUCUCUCUUAACCAUACACAUAAUAAUUCAAAGGUCUAGUCUUCAUCUUGAACCAUGUCUUUCACGUUUCAAACACUCCUUGCACUAUCGUAUCUAUAUAUGGUGGUGGUAGGGGCAAUGGACAGCACUCUAUUGUCACCACCAGAAGGCAACAUGACAUUUUUGGGUGGUUCAAAUUGGUGUGUAGCCUCACCAAGUGCAUCACAAACCGAUCUACAAAAUGCCUUGGACUGGGUUUGUGGUUUGGGUAUGACAGAUUGUAAUCAGAUUCGACCUGGAGGCCCAUGUUAUCAACCCGACACACUAUUUUCGCACGCUUCUUUUGCUUUCAAUAGCUACUACCAACAAAAUGGAAACUCCGAUGUUGCUUGCAAUUUUGGUGGCACCGCCACUUUGACCAAGAAUGAUCCUAGUUACGGGAAAUGCAAAUAUGUUGCGUCUGAGUAAGUUGCAUCGCGAUACCCGCUUUCUUUUUACAAGUUUUGGCCAGCAAAAUCAAGAGUGGCAUCAAUAUGGAAGUUGCAUUGGUGGGAAAGUGGUGGCAUGCUAUUACUUUUGUACAUGAUAAGCUAAUGAUGCAUUAAAAGGCAGGGUGUCUUGGUUGUUGGUUUAGGAAUCUUAUUGUCAUUUUUGUAAGAUACUUUGUUUAUCUUUUAACACAAUAAUAAUAAUGCAUAAACAAUACGUUCA